This is a messenger RNA of Paramuricea clavata, 689 nucleotides long. NCBI's taxonomy places the organism in Eukaryota, Metazoa, Cnidaria, Anthozoa, Malacalcyonacea, Plexauridae. The record is from the annotation of a GenBank genome assembly.
AUGGCGCACUGGCACAUGCAAGUUUUCCGUAACAGUCGCUCACGUGAGCGUUAUGUGUAUUCGAAGUCUCAAUCUGAAUGUGUUCGCCGACGUCGAUCGCGAUGUCCGUCAGGCAGAAAAAGUGCAAAAGAUCGGAAAUUGGUUAGAUUACUUGUGUACAAGAGAAGAUUGGAGGACGAAAUACUGCGUAAAUGGAGUCAGAAAUGGGAAAAUAGCGCGGGAAAAAAUGAAGCCAUUCUGUUGGGUGGUGGGCGUGGAAGACCAACAAAACAAGUCUCUAAAAUAUUUGAUGUAAAAAAGUUUGUGGCGAUAGUUACUGAAAGUAUGGAAAUGGAUUUUAAAAGCAAAAAAGAAAUGUGGGAAUCGAUUGCACAAGAGUAUUAUGGAGCAAUUAGAGUGGAUAAAAAGAAAAUAGACAAAUUGCGAUUAAUUUGGAGAAGCAAUGAUUACAAUGUCCAAGAAAAAAGACUCAAGAUAAAGUCAAAGUUUCGACAGCAAACGGUCUCAAACGAAAGUUACGUGCCUGGAAUUUUAUAUCAGAAAGCCACUUCCGACAGUUCAGACACUGCUCACACUGAGAAUGCUGUAAACAAAGCAGAGAGAAGUGGAAAAAAUAUUUCAAUAAAUUACAGAUGUAGCUCUGAAUCUCAUUCUGGCGAGUGUACGUUAACUGAUUUCUUUGGAAAUGU